Cylicocyclus nassatus is the source of this 2344-nucleotide messenger RNA. NCBI's taxonomy places the organism in Eukaryota, Metazoa, Nematoda, Chromadorea, Rhabditida, Strongylidae. The record is from the annotation of a GenBank genome assembly.
AGGUUAUUGACGACUUGGGCGGAACCUGGAGCGAUAUCUUAUGAGCCAGGAAAGUGAGUCAAAUGAGAGUCCAGUUGUUAAUCCAAACUUCACAUAUAACGCUGCCGAACUUCCCAGCGAUUAUACUUCAGAUUGGAUCUGUGAGCUAGCUUUAGAAAACUCAGAUCGCAUCAUGAAGUCUCAUGAGCAUGACACAAUAUACCUGACUUUAGAAAGUGUGCAAUACAUCUUCACAGUUUGCAUCCGAUUACGUCUACCUUCGGAUAUCCGAUACCUAGCUGUCCUGAUUUUUUCAAGAUUCAUGCGAGUGCACACCGAACAAGUCAUCGAAUUUCUGGAUGGUAUGAAGAUGAGCGAUAAACGAAGAUUUCGUGAAUGGGAGAGGGUGGAAGCCAAUCUCUCACGACAGACGACACUCCGUAUGCUUUCUUCCAUACAAAUCGCAUCCAAAGCUCUCAGCUAUCACGACAGCCUGUCGUCGAAGCAAGUUUGCUCCUGUUUGCGUUCUUUGGGAUUCGCUUAUACUCAGCGCGCAGCUUUGAAAUCCGAACUGAGAAUUUUGAAGACUUUGGAGUACCGAUUACCGCGCUCUCCUCUCGUGUAUCCGGAAACUUUUUUGAAAUCUUUGGUUCAAAGAUGGUCGGAUGUGGACUUCAAAGUAUUGUGGGAGCACGUCUUAAUGUUUCUCGACGUUGUUUUUCUGCAUCAUGAACAGGUCUACCAAGUCGUGCUGAAAUCAGCGAUGCUAGAAAACGGUCUCACUCCUUCUUUCUCCAGAGCUGAUAUAGAGCGUGUCAAAGCCGAUUGGAUGUUGCUCGGUGGUGGAACAAUUACAGCAGCAGCUCAGUGUGUCUUGUCGAUCGACCAGACGAAGGAGGUGGCAGCUCAUCUUGCAAAACUGUCAGGGACUCCUUAUGAGGACAUACUUCAGCUGGCUAUAGCAAUCACGCAAACCACCCUCACGCUGCACAAUUCGAUGACGAACUUGGCCAUUCUCGCACCGUCGGGAGAUCUAGUACCGAAUCUACCUGCGCUAAACUUCACCUCAGCAUUCAAAAGUUACUCAGGCUACCUGCAGGCAUCAUCCACUGAUGAUUUCCGUUAUUGGCUCGUCGAGUCACAGAAUAAACCUACAGAGGACCCUCUCAUUUUAUGGUUGAAUGGAGGCCCAGGAUGUUCUUCGUUGUCAGGCCUCUUCGAAGAGCUGGGUCCAUUCAAAGUCAGCGAUUAUGGAGCAAAUGUUUACGCUAACGAAUAUUCAUGGAAUUUGUUUGCAAAUGUGCUCUUCGUUGAAUCACCUUCCGGAGUAGGAUUUUCGUUCAACACGAAUGGUAAUGUGUCUACGAACGACGAUGAUGUUGCGCAGCACAAUUAUAAUGCUUUUGUAAACUUCCUGGAGAAAUUUCCUGAAUAUCGGGGAAGAACAACAUUUAUCACGGGAGAGUCAUAUGCUGGCGUUUACCUUCCGACGCUCGCAAUCAAAAUGCUCAGUGACCCAACGAAUUUUCCUAAUUUCAAGGGAAUGGCCAUUGGUAAUGGAGCCCUGGAUUUUCUCCACAAUUACGACACAAUGGUUCCCUUAUACUAUUAUCACGGUCUGGUGAGAGACGAAUUAUACCGAAACUUUUCGUCCACUUGCUGCAAAAAUAAUAUUGAGAGCUGUGACAUCGUCUCAGCUUACAGCAAUCCGGUAUGCAAACCACUUGUACUUGAGGUACUGAGUGCUGCUGAUAAACUGGAUGCCUACAAUAUCUACAGUACCUGCUAUACUUCAAGUGCCAGCGGCAGAAAAAUGCACAUCGACCGCUUUAUGAGAAGGAAAGCAGGACUUCCUCCAAGAAAUUCGCAGAGUGACAGUAGUGUGCCAUUGUGCGAUCAAAUUGGUAAUACAGAAGAUUACCUGAACAGAGCUGAUGUUCGCAAAGCUUUACAUAUUCCAACAUCGCUCCCUAGAUGGACUGAAUGCAGCAAUGACGUUGAAAAUAGUUAUGAAGUAAUCUACACUGAUAUGUUGGCACAAAUUGAGAGGAUUAGUGCAGCUGGUGUAAAGAUUCUUAUAUAUAAUGGAGAUGUCGACACCGUGUGCAAUCAUGUCAUGAAUCGACAGUUCCUUACAAAGUUGAAUCACACAAUCAUUGGCAAGGAACGUGUCAACGAACCAUGGCAUUACAUAGGCGAGAAUCCCACCGUAGCUGGAUUCCAGCUAAAGUAUGAAGGGGGUAUUGACUUCUUGACAGUUCGAGGAAGUGGACACUUUGUUCCACAGGACAAACCACGAGAAGCGCUACAAAUGAUAUACAACUUUGUGAAUUCUCGUGAUUAUUCUCUUCCUGUACCAUUCUGA